Molecule: messenger RNA, 1463 nt
Organism: Stylophora pistillata
Lineage: Eukaryota; Metazoa; Cnidaria; Anthozoa; Scleractinia; Pocilloporidae
Product: putative UDP-sugar transporter protein SLC35A4
Biological process (GO): pyrimidine nucleotide-sugar transmembrane transport
Cellular component (GO): Golgi membrane
Molecular function (GO): pyrimidine nucleotide-sugar transmembrane transporter activity
Source: RefSeq, a predicted model, not a curated record
GUUUCCUAUUUUUUGUGCGCGUGUUUAGCUCUUCUUUAGAUCACGAACGUUUACCUGAGCAACAACUACGCUACAGGAAACUGCAUAAUUUCUUUAGCAUGAAGCAAAAGGGGACAUGCCUCAUACCCCCCCGGUGGAAAUGCUAGCUCGCAUGGCAGGUUACCCACCAGACAUUACUCCACUCAACCAUAGUACUCCAUGAUUACUACAACUUCUUUUGGCCAUGAUGUUAUCAAGGUCACUUUUGUACAGACUCCCUCAAACAUCUACCUCAGAGCAGUUCUCUGGUCCUCUUAUGAAAGUCUUAUGGAAAAUCAUGAUUGUUUCAGGAGUAUUGAUUUAUGGAUCUCAUGCCAUAUUAAUCAACUUGUGUAAAAAUGAAAAUGGGAAAAUUCCAUUCAGUUCUGCAUCUGUGGUCUUGUUGAGUGAAGUUAUAAAGUUUGUCUUCUCUGUUGCCUUCCUGAUUCCAGAGAUGUUGUGUGGUGUAGUUCACUUUCCACCAAUAAAAACCCUUUUGUUGUUUUCCAUCCCUGCUUUUCUCUACUGCAUGAGUAACAACACAGCAGUGCAUGUCCAAGAGUAUCUUGAUCCAGCAAGCUUUCAGGUCCUGUGUAAUUUUAAGAUAGGGAUAACAGGCAUUCUGUACUGGCUUGUCAUCAGAAGGAGUAUUUCAGAGAAGCAAUGGAUUGCACUUGGACUGAUAACUUUAGCUGGAUGUUUUAACAGUUAUGGUGGACUGAAAAAUACUCAAGAUAUAAUACAAGUGCGUAAUAAUGCUACUAACAGGGGAAGGCAGAUUUAUGUCACUAUUACUGGAAUCCUUUUGAUGAUAUUUUACUGCACAAUGUCAGGACUGGCUGGAAUUUCAACAGAAUACAUAUUGAAGAGGCAGUAUAAGCUUUCCCUUCACUUGCAAAACACUUUGAUGUAUUCGUAUGGAAUUAUUUUCAACCUUUGGGCUUACACUUCAACAAAUCACUCAGUGGGAACCAUCCAUGACACAUCUACAGGAUUUUUUCAUGGCUAUUCAAAGUGGACUGUGGUGAUCGUUUUCUGCCAGGCCAUGAAUGGACUAAUUUUAUCAGCGGUUAUGAAACACUCCAGUAACCUGAUCCGCUUGCUCAUUAUAGCUUGUGCAAUGAGUGUGAACACAGCCCUGUCCAUGGCGAUAUUCUCACUACAGCUUAACCUCUACUUCAAUGUUGCUUUCAUUUUGGUCAUUGUGGCUUUGAAACUCUAUCACAGCUGAGGUGAGGGAGUAAAAAUUAUCACCAGUGAAAAACAGUUCUUUCCUUGCGUGUGGUUCUUAAGCUACUAACCUGGUAAACUUACCAGGAUAAAGAACAGAGCUUAUGUAUCCGAGAAAAUCGCUUAGUCUGAACUACACAACAAUUUCUGGUGAUUCAUUUAAUGUAUUAUGAUGUAUUAUAAAUUAUUAAAAACUAGAUCAUUGGAUAAUGCAA